This is a messenger RNA of Folsomia candida, 1013 nucleotides long. RefSeq names its product LIM/homeobox protein Lhx3. The transcript has 7 exons. Gene Ontology annotation, biological process: positive regulation of transcription by RNA polymerase II; neuron fate specification; axonogenesis. Gene Ontology annotation, molecular function: cis-regulatory region sequence-specific DNA binding; DNA-binding transcription factor activity, RNA polymerase II-specific. The record is from RefSeq and is a predicted model, not a curated record. The coding region runs from base 258 to 923 and encodes 221 amino acids. Gene Ontology annotation, cellular component: nucleus. NCBI's taxonomy places the organism in Eukaryota, Metazoa, Arthropoda, Collembola, Entomobryomorpha, Isotomidae.
UCAUCUUUUUUUACUUUUCUUAGUUUCUCCGCAAACUUUGGUGAAAUCAUGAAGUUUUUAACUAGUGGAGAAUAUUUUUUGACCAAUAAAUUUGCAAAAAAGAGUUCCAGGUAUUCGGUUGUCACUUCAAUCACGGAUCAAGUACACAUAAAACUAAUGACAAGAUUUAAAUUUUUAAAACCAAUAUACGCACAUUUUUUUGCCAUUGUGUUUACCGUUUAGGACAAAAGGUUGUUCCGAAACCCGGGAAGUUAGGAAUGGAGACGAAUUCGCUAGACUUGGCUGUCUGCAUUGUGUCGAUUUUGGGGACCUUGUACUGCAUAAUGCCACAGCUGAGGACGUUUAAAGCCGCCUUGAACCUUACGGCGGAUCAGGAGCAGUUAUGCAAAACUUUUACCUGGAUUACAAUUUCUGAGUACGUCGCAAUGGCAGUAUAUAUCGCAGUUGUGAGCGCAAUAUUGAUGAAGAUUUGCAGUCUUUGGGCUACACCUGGUACAGGGCAAGACUUGUCCCCACCCAAAAAAGUUCCCAAGCUACGAGAACUAGGUUCAACCGAGCCAGGCAAACCGGCCAGAAUCCGCACCCUUUUAAGCGAGAAACAAGUUCACACAUUGCGCACCUGUUACGCCGCUAACCCGCGACCAGACGCUUUGAUGAAGGCACAAUUGGUGGAAAUGACUGGCCUAAGUGAACGUAUAAUUCGAAUUUGGUUUCAGAACAAAAGGUUCAGAAUAAAAGACGGGGGUAAGGAUAAGAAGAAGCAUAUUCUUCUGAAGAGAAAGACCCAGGCCGAAGAAAAGGAUCUAAUUGGAGCUGGAAUUGUAACUGAGACCGGGGCCAGGGACGAUCUCGAACAAAGUGAGCGUUUCGUAACAUGGACGGACGAGAAACCGACAGCUGAAUUUGGCCGAAACAAAUCCUAAUCUCAAUCUCAUUAUUUCACUUAAACUCAAAUAAUGGUUCUUGAAUAACGAUAAAAUUGACUCUUACGCCUAGAAUUGGCUGAUACUACA